Xyrauchen texanus (razorback sucker) is the source of this 4559-nucleotide messenger RNA. It is a transcript of the gene nexn, whose product is annotated as nexilin (F actin binding protein). Gene Ontology annotation, biological process: dendrite self-avoidance; axon guidance; homophilic cell-cell adhesion. The transcript has 15 exons. The record is from RefSeq and is a predicted model, not a curated record. Gene Ontology annotation, molecular function: cell-cell adhesion mediator activity. NCBI's taxonomy places the organism in Eukaryota, Metazoa, Chordata, Actinopteri, Cypriniformes, Catostomidae. The coding region runs from base 404 to 3019 and encodes 871 amino acids. Gene Ontology annotation, cellular component: axon; plasma membrane.
CAAACAAUCAACUGUCAAUAACGAUACUGUCGAAACUAUUAUAAAUUCAUGUACAAGACCCUCACACUCAAGAGAUAAAGAGACAUAUGUGGUGCGACAGCUGAGGCCGUCAGUCGGUGGCGCGUGCGGAAUGCGGUAUGGAGAGGGGGAAAGAUAUUUUUAUGGAUAGCGCCCACCGAUACCAAACUGCGCUCAUUUGCCUCUUAGUCGCACGGGAAGAGGAGACUAAACCUGUGCCUUGGGAAUUUAGAUUUGAUUCUAUCAUUUUCAAAGCCACCGUGAAUUAGGGGAAAAAAAUCGUAUGAAAAACAUAGGGAGAAUAUCACUCUAAAUAAGCCUCAUCUGACGUAUCUUGCAACAGGCCCUGUCACUGUGUGGCUGAAACGGCAACACGACUGAAGUGAUGAGUCUGGCGAAUGUUCCAACAGGCACAAUACAUGUAAACGACACAGAAAACACAAACGACUCAGCUGAUGCUAAUGAUACAAACAUGAUCAAUGAAGAAAACCAUAAAGAGGAAGAAAACAUGACACACGGCACAGCUGAAAUGCAUGACAAGAGUUGCACGAUUGAAGAGGUGGAAAUGAACGAUGUUACAGAUGAACCACAGAAGAACACAUUAGCAGAUAAGGAAGAGCCCAAACAGGAGACAAAGACCCCUGGCAAGGCAAGAAAGCGAGAGAGGGUCCCGAAAACAAAUGACGCAAAUAUCAUCCAAGUGGAUAGCAUGGAUGAUGUGGCUGAUGCAUCGGAUGACACGAAUGUGACUAAUAUUACAGAAGUGGCACUAAAACAAGAGAAACUGUUUAAAACAUCUAAACCUGUACAGAGGAGUUAUGUUCCUAAAUUGGGGAAAGAAGAUGUCAAGAAUAAAUUUGAAGCCAUGCAGAAAGCUAGAGAAGAGAGAAACCAAAAGAGAAGUCAGGAAGAGCAAAAGAAACGCAGGGAGCAAUACGUUAAAGAGAGAGAAUACAAUCGCAAGAAGCAAAUGAUAAAGGAACUCCUUGCCUCCAGCGAUGAAGAGGAAGAGGUGAAGCCGACCAAGAUAGAAAAAUCCUACGUUCCCAAAAUUACUGGCAGUGUGAAGGGCAAGUUUGCUGAGAUGGAGAAACAGAGGCAGGAGGUGGAGAGGAAAAGAACAGAAGAGGAGCGAAAGAAGCGAGUUAAACAGGAGGCCAUGGAGAAGGCCAAGAUUAAGAAAGAGUUGGCCAAGAAAGCAGAGGAGGAAGGAGAUGACAGUAUUUUGGUCAGAGUGGUGCCUGCAAAAUCACAGAAACAACCAGGAAAGAUCCAGAUCAACUUUGAGGACAUGGAGAAGAGCCGAGAAGAAGAACUAAAGAAGCAGACUGAGGAGGAGAAGAAGAAGAGAUACGAUGAGAACCGACGGUCUUUCCGUGAGGCCAAGCGUCGCUCCAUAGCUGAACAGCUGGAGGAUACAGAGUAUCAGCCCAAAGAGAGGGAGCAGGUGACCCCUGGUAAACUGCGUCUGACCUUUGAAGAACAAGAAAAAGAGAGACAGGAACAGCAGAGAAAGCAGGCAGAGGACGAAGCCAGACGCAGACUGGAGGAGGAGAGAAAAGCAUUUGAAGAGGCCAAGCUGGGCAUGUUCCAGGAUGAUGAGGACACUCAGGUUACUCUGGGGGAAAAGGAAGAAUUCAGGCCUGGUAAACUUCGACUCAGCUUUGAGGAGCUGGAAAAACAGAGACUGGAAGAGGAACAUAAGCGAGUGGAGGAAGAAAGGAAAAGGCGCAUCAAAGAAGAGAGAAAGGCCUUUGCUGAGGCCAGAAAAAGCAUGAUUUUAAAUGAUGAUGACGACAUCCUGCUUGCCAUGAUAAACUCAGAUGGGGCCACACCUGGGAAGUUGGCCAUCAGCUUUGAGGAUCUGGAAAGACAGAGACGAGAAGAGGAGCAGAAGAGGAAAGAGGAAGAAGCCAAGCGACGCCUGGAAGAGGAGAAAAGACUUUUCGCAGAAGCUCGCAAGAACAUGAGCCCUGGACUGAAUCAGGAUAAUAUGACUGGAUGUGGAGAUGGAGAAGUACAGGACGAUGAUGAAACUCUGGUGCGGACAGAGUCACAGGAAGCAAUACAUUCUGGAAAACUAGAGAUCAACUUUGAGGAGAUGCUAAAGAUGAAAGAGGAGGCAGAGAGGAAACGCAAAGAGGAGGCCAAACGCAAGAAAAUGGAGAUGGAGAAGAAAGAAUUUGAACAGUUGCGGCAAGAGAUGGGCGAGGAUGAGAUCAAUGAAAGUUCUGAGGUGGUGAGUGCCGAGUAUGAAGAGCUAACAAAGCUGAAGCGGACUGGCUCCAUCCAAGCCAAGACACUGAAGUCCAAGUUUGAGAAGAUCAAGCAGCUUACAGAGGAGGAUAUCCAGAAGAAGAUCGAGGAGGAAAGAGCAAGGAGGAAAGAAAUUGAUGAGAAAAUCAAGGAGAGAGAGGCAGAGCGCUGUCAAGAGGAUGAAGAUGAGGACAAAACAACUCCAACAAAAGUAGAGGAUGUACCAUUCAGACAGAAAGUGGACAUGCGUGCACGGUUCGAACAAAUGGCAAAAGCCAGAGAAGAGGAACAGAAGCGGAGGGUUGAAGAGCAGAAAUUACAGAGGAUGCAAUUCGAACAAAAAGAGAUUGACGCUGCUCUGCAAAAAAAAAAGGAAGAAGAGGAGGAGGAAGAGGGUAGUAUUAUCAAUGGCUCUGCUGCCUACGAGGACGAAGAGGACCAUGCCAGGUCAGGUGCUCCAUGGUUUAAAAAGCCCCUGAAGAACCAGUCAGUGGUUGACGCUGAGCCUGUACGGUUCACAGUGAAGAUCACAGGAGAACCCAAGCCAGAGGUCACCUGGUGGUUUGAGGGUGAGGUGCUUCCAGACUCGGAAGACUAUCAGUACAUUGAAAGAGGGGAGACCUACUGCCUCUACUUACCAGAAACCUUCCCCGAGGAUGAAGGAGAGUACAUGUGCAAAGCCGUCAACAGCCGAGGCACUGCUGCCAGCACCUGCAUUCUCACGAUUGAAACUGAGGACUACUGAUGCUCUCCUUCCUCUGGAAUUUUCCCAGACUAUAAUGUUUUUCUUUUCUUAGUUCAUUUCUCACGGUAGGGCCAAAAACUGAGGAGGAAGGAGCGGAAUUCUUUUUUGCCAUUCCUCCCAAAGAUAUGCUCAAUAAUGAAGUGCAAUCUGUUGUUUACAUAAGAUGCUGCACUCACGGUCUACAAAAAUACUUACUUGGGAUGAAUUAGUGCCAAAAUACAGAUGCUGUUCUCAUGAUCUUUAGCUGUUAAAUAGCAUAAGUGAAAAGCAUAGGUGAAAAUGAAAUCCGCUAAAUUGAAUACAGUUUGUAGUACAGUAUGUGGUUCAUCCUACAAUUUGGUGACAUUUAAGCCCACAGUACAAGUUGUAGUAUUUACAGUAUAUUAUAUAAUUUCACCUGAUUCCAAUUUGAAUAGGCUUGGUAAAAAUAAAAAAAUUAAAAAUUAAGACAUAAAUAAUUUUCAACACAUCAAUGAUAAAAAAAAAAAAAAAAAUUCAAUCAGAUUUCUAUUCCUCCCCCAUACAAUUAUGAGUUUAGUAAACAUUCUCUCACUAACAAGUAAAUGUGUAAUUUUAACACUGACAGUGGAGUUUUUUGUGUGUUCUUUGAUUUAUUUUCCACCCUGUUAUGUCAUGAUACUAUGAACAUUAACUGAAGAUAUACAUACAGUAUGUUAUGAAAUGUCAUCACACACACUUUAGGUGGACAUCAGCCAUUCAUCAAAAUUAUUUUGAGUUAUCUGAAGUUUUUAACUCUUGUUUCAUUUAUGAUUCCUUUCAUUUUGUGGUGUUAGUCAUACAGUAUGUGGUCAAGCAUAACAUUUUAUGUUAUAGAAAGAUAUACAGGCAUGGGAAAUUAAUGUAAUUUAAACAUUUCAAUAUAUUUAUGUGAACAGAAGUACAAUUAUUAAUAUAGUGUAAGUUUACAAAUAUGUUGGCUAGAUAUAAUUCACAGACCAUAUAGUGGCUAAUUUAUCCACUGAAUGUCCACCCUGUUAUUUUCCACUCUGACCCUGCCCAUUUAACUGGAUGGACAUCAACAUUUUAAUCAUUUAGCUUUACCGGUAUGACAAAUAAAAUUUUUGGCAUGUCCCUUUAGUGAUGAAACCUUUUAUUUUUUUUUAAGUUUCAAAGCUGAAAUGUCACCAAAUUGUAUAUGACCCAUGUACAACAUUAAAUAUACUCACUAUUUCCUUGAGAAAGGAUUUCAUACCCUUAGAAUGAAUGAGACAUAGGCUAUUACUUGCAUGUUUGAUUCAGUCUUUGUUAAUUCUUCCAGUUAAGGGGGCUGUGGUUGCAUCUUUUUUAAAUUCCUAUAAGCACAUCAGUUUAGGCUCAGAUUUUUUUUUUUUCACUUUGUGAUUCGAGUAUGGAAAGUUUUGACUAAAAUGUACAUGGAGCUUUAACAUCCCCAGAUGUUUCUAUGUUAAUGUGUUGUGAGUAAAUGAAAUGUAUGGACAGUGUAUGUAGGUUAGAAAGAGGUGAUUUUAGGUUUUAGGAAGAAUAUUUGUGUAAUGUACAAAAUUAUAAUAAAAUUAAU